This is a messenger RNA of Lingula anatina, 1908 nucleotides long. Its product is annotated as putative sodium-coupled neutral amino acid transporter 12. The record is from RefSeq and is a predicted model, not a curated record. NCBI's taxonomy places the organism in Eukaryota, Metazoa, Brachiopoda, Lingulata, Lingulida, Lingulidae.
GGUCAUGAGGACCUGACGAGCUCACACAUGAUGAACAGAAACGGGGAAGAUUAUCCAUUUUAAUUGUUAAAUAUACAGUAUGUAAGAGUAAUUGCACACAUACAGUAGUGAGGUGAGUUGGGAAAGUAUCAGCCGAUAGAAAGGUGCAACGUUCAGGCAACCUACCGACACGUUAAUACAUCAGUGUGAGGGGAGGGACUUGACCCUUGACUUGGUUUCUUGAAUCUAGGGACCACCGAAGUAAAAUAAUGGCUGGGGAUGUCACAGAUACCGGGACUUUGUAUUCGCCUGCAGUGGGCUUGGUGUAUGUGUUCAACUUGAUAGUUGGCACAGGUGCUUUGACAAUGCCGAAAGCUUUCAGUGGUGCAGGGUGGCUGCUUAGUCUUAUCAUGGUGGUCUUUCUGGCAUUUACAAGUUAUCUAACUGUGACAUUUGUGAUUGAGGCCAUGGCAGCAGCUAAUGCAAGAAUUAGGUGGAAAAAGUUACAAAGCUUAAAGCGAAAAGUAGUGGUGAACCCAUCUCAUGCACUGACUGACAGUGGCCAACUCUUCGAUGAUGAUGAUGAUGAUGGUUGUGAGGAUAAUGAUGAGGUGGCAGAUGAGGAAGAGUCAAAGCCACUGCUCAGUCCUCAUGUUGAUGAAGGUGGUGCCAAGCCCAAUCAAACUAAAGCAGACUUUUAUGACAUUACAGAGAGAGUGGAGAUGGGGAAGAUGGCAUCAAUGUUUUUCCAUAGAAUUGGGGUGCUGGCUUUCUAUGUGAUUAUAGCCAUUUAUCUGUAUGGGGACUUGGCCAUCUAUGCUGCUGCAGUGCCAAAAUCCAUGAGAGAUGUAGCCUGUGUUUACAGACCAGCCAAUUUGUCAUGUAAUGCCACUGUGCCUGAUGAUGAACUCUGCUGGGGAGGAAACACAUGGAAAAUAUCCCGGAUGAAUGCAUAUAGAGUUUUCGUGGCAGCUUUUGCUGUUUUACUUGGACCAUUUACAUUCUUCAAUGUACAAAAGACUAUGCUGCUUCAGAUUGUGACCACUGGGUUUAGGUGGUUAGCCUUUGGUAUGAUGAUAGUGCUGGCUAUCAUCCGAUUGGCUGAGGGGAAAGGUGAAGGUCACCCUGUGAUAGCAGAUUUCAGUGGACUUCCAAACUUAUUUGGUGUCUGUGUCUACUCUUUUAUGUGCCAUCAUUCUCUACCAUCACUUGUGGCACCAAUCCGAGACAAGUCUAGAUUGACACUGCUAUUUGCCUCCGACUACUCACUAAUCCUAUGUUUUUAUGCAUUGUUGUCGUUUACAGGGAUAUAUUGCUUCUCAGGAAAUCACUUUGAGGAUUUGUACACUCUGAAUUUUCAAGCAAGCUGUGACCCUAAAGACAGUGUGACUAAUGUUGUAUUCAUACAGUAUUUCUUAGCACUCUUUCCGGUGUUUACCCUCAGCACAAGUUUUCCUAUUAUAGCUAUAACAUUAAGGAACAAUUUGAAAACUUUGUGCCACAGACCACGAAGGCCAUAUCCUUGGGCAGUGGACAAACUUGUCUUUCCUCUUGUGACUAUACUGCCCCCUAUAGUUGUAGCACUGGUCACAGAUAAUGUUGGGUUCCUUGUCAGUAUAACUGGGUCAUAUGCUGGAGCAGGCAUCCAGUAUGUGAUUCCAGUGUGUUUAGCAUACUACUCUAGAAAGCAGAUGUCUAAUACUCUUGGACCACAUAUAGCUAAUAAACACAAAUCGCCUUUCAAGCAUCCCAUUUGGUUCAUCUUAGUUCUGCUGUGGGCUGGACUUUGCAUUGCCUUUGUCACUGUCAAUCAUGUUAUUACAAGGCAGUGAAAGACACUAGAUCAGUUAUCUGUGGGACCAUUCCCAGACCCUGUCGUACUAAUUGUGGAUCGAUCUAUCUCCGAGGGGAUUCUCGCUAAAUUGCAAU